UCGGCCGUUGUUGUGAAUGAGGGCCAGCAUGACGUCAGGAAGCCAAUGUCAACAAUGCAGCUCUCCUAGAGGAGAAAAGGCGUCUCAUCCAACACACACACACACACACACACACACCGACUGAUGCCUGCGGUCCGUUACAAGCAGCGGUUCUGGCUGCGGGGAAACUAACGAACAGAAGAAGGAACAAUGUGGACCCUCUCUUAUAUUUAAGGAAUUGAACGCAGACGAGCAGGAAAAGCGGGGUGCUAGAGAGAGUGAUGUCGGCAGACGAGGAGCGGGAUGGCGAGGCGGCGGCGCCCGUGUACGUGUACGAAUCUAAGGUCCACUGUGCCAACGUGCUGCUGAGCCUGGAGGAGCAGCGGCGCCAGGGCAUCCUGUGCGACGUCACCGUGCUGGUGGAGGGACGGGAGGUGCGCGCACACCGGGCCGUCCUCGCUGCUAGCAGCCGCUACUUCCUGCAGGCCCUGCUCGGGCACAACGGGUCACAAGGCCAGGCGGAGCCCAUCAUCGACCUGCCAGACAAGGUGACUGCUAAGGGUUUCGCUCCGCUGCUCCAGUUUGCCUACACAGCCAAGCUGAUUUUAAGCUCGGAAAACAUCCACGAGGUCAUCCUUUGCGCCGACUUCCUGGGCGUCCACAAUUUGGAGGACUCCUGCUUUCGAUUCCUUCAAGCGCAGCUACAGAACGACAGCCAGCACGCCAGCAACGGCAAGGUGGAAUACGCCGAAGACAUCACUGCCGAGGAUGCGAUCUCUUCAGAUGAUUCGGCAGAGAUGAGGCAGCAGACCAAUCACGUAGCAGGCGCUGCUGCGUCUCUUCCCGCUGACCUUUCUCAAUGUCCUAAAUACAGGAAGUAUCAUUACCAGGUCCCUCACAACAAGCACAAUGGAGAAACCCACCAUGGCAACGGGGAGGCCAUUUUGGCCAACCAUACCUCAGUCAGCCCGGCGCACUCCCACAGCAGCGCCGCGGCAACUCUUCUCACGCCCUCCAGGAUCAAAGAGGAGCCGUUUGCGUACGAGGAAGAAGGCGAUGAAAGGAGCUGUUUUAACCCGGAGUUGUGUACCGAGGAGGUUCUGGAGAUGGAGCUGGAGGUAGAAGGUGUCCCAGUAGCCGCUGAGCACUCUCCGAGCGGGGGGUCGCCGUCUUCGUGCCUGCGCUCCUACCUCCAGAGGGGCGGCUUAAAUCUCAGCAGCGUGCCCAGCACCACCAUCCAUCAGCUACUCACCAACAGACUGUCCCUCAACCACUACCGGGAGCUGGUCAAAGACAGGCAGAGGGACAAGAGGGAGUCUCUGGGUCAAGGGGACUUCAAGACAGAUGUCAUGCCAACGGCGCCGAUCGUGGACAGGCCGGUGUCCAAAGCGUCCUCGUCUAAACACGAGGGCGAUCCAGACAGAGCCAGUGUCAUUUUCUCUUCAGCGGCUGGCGAGCAACAUAUGUUGGCACAUUCUUACAUGGAUGAUAAGUUCCGAGAAGAGGUCUCAACCCUGAUCCAGGAAGGAGCGUCUUCCGGGAGGUCGAGCCUCGCCACCAGCUGCCCCGUUCCCAUCAAGACAUCGGCCCACUCCCCGCCCCCUUCUGAGCCCCGAACCCAGACUUCCAGUUCUCGAUCCUCGUUCUCUUACCCAGAGGACGCAGGCAGCGGUAGCUCACCGUUCAACCUUCCGCAGUUUGACUUCUCCUCAUCCCCGCACUCAGGCUCCACCUCUGGACUUCCUCACUGCCUGGCUGGGGUCGUAGAGGAGAGAAACCCGCACGCCGGAGAUGUGGUCUUCUCUCAGGGUUGCGCCAGUAUCAAAAGUGAACAGGGAUUUGGUGCCGGUGGUGGAAUCUCCAGCGACGAAUCGGGCUCUUUCUCAGAGGGAGACAGUGAAAGCGGCGUCUCCAGAGUUUCUGGCCCUGAGGUAAAGCUGCCCUUCCCCGUGGACCAGAUCACCAACCUGCCACGCAACGACUUCCAGAUCCUCAUCAAGAUGCACAAGCUGACGUCGGAGCAGCUGGAGUUCAUCCACGACAUCCGCCGACGCAGCAAAAACCGCAUCGCCGCCCAGCGCUGCCGCAAGAGGAAGCUGGACUGCAUCCAGAACCUGGAAGGAGAGAUCCGCAAACUGGUGUGCGAGAAGGACAAGCUGCUGAGCGAGCGCAACCAGCUGAAGGUUUGUAUGUCGGAGCUGUGGCAGAACCUCUCGUUUCUCUCCCAGCAAGUGUGCCGGGAGGUGCAGGGCGCCCAGCACCCCCCCGUCUCCGCCAGCAUCGACCUCACGUCCAACCCGCCAUCGCCUUCUUCCGAAGAGGGCUCGUCCCGGCCCCGGUCGCCCGCGUCGCAGCAGAGCGACACCGCGUGUCUGUCGGAUCAGGGUGGGGGUUGGGGGGCGCGGGAGGACAGGCAGCCCGGGGUGGAGGUGUCCCGUGUGGGGCUGGAGAACCCAGAGUGUCCCCUGCUGCUGGGAUCCACUGAGGAAGUGUGUAGCCCCACUGUAACUGUGGAUUUCUGUCAGGAAAUGACUGAGAAAUGUAGAACAGAGGAACAGAAGAGACAGAACUGCACUUAGAGUCUGGUGGUGAAACCGUUCUGGACACACUCAUUCUUCUCUACUUGCUAUUUGAAGUAUUUUUCUUUCUUUUUUUUGUAAUGGAGGACACAAGCGUUGUCUGAUCAGCAAUACUGUUCAACAGCUAUUUUUUGGACUGGUGAUGAAACAAAAGCACUGGCAGCUUUCUCUCUCUCCCUCUCUCUCUCUCUCUCUCUCUCUCUCUCUCUCUCUCUCUCUAUCUCUCUCUCUCUCUCUCGGUCUCAUCCUGACUCUUCCUGUCAGCUUCCCUCCCUCUCUCGUGCAUCAUGGGAGGUUAAACUCAGGAAUUUCUCAGAAUGUUUUUUCAGUAAUGUCCCUGUUAACAUGAACAAUGCACUUUACUUUACAGUCCUGUCGAAUCUCGAUCGCUGCUUCGGCACACGCUCUUGAUUUGUAGGAAAUGUUAUUAAUAUUUG
Etheostoma cragini (Arkansas darter) is the source of this 2995-nucleotide messenger RNA. RefSeq names its product BTB and CNC homology 1, basic leucine zipper transcription factor 2a (gene bach2a). Gene Ontology annotation, molecular function: DNA-binding transcription factor activity, RNA polymerase II-specific; protein binding; RNA polymerase II cis-regulatory region sequence-specific DNA binding. The coding region runs from base 261 to 2558 and encodes 765 amino acids. The transcript has 5 exons. The record is from RefSeq and is a predicted model, not a curated record. Gene Ontology annotation, biological process: regulation of transcription by RNA polymerase II. Lineage: Eukaryota; Metazoa; Chordata; Actinopteri; Perciformes; Percidae.